AUUUGUGUGUUUUCUGAGUCAGCAUUAGCUAAAUUUUCCAGAAGACCAUCCACAAAGUACAGCCUGGGCGUUCAAGGGACGUCACUCAUUUCCCCCAGUGACCUUGACAAGUCAGAAACUUGAAAGCAGGGAAAUCCGGAUGUCUCAGUUAUGAAGUGGAGCAGUGAGUGUGAGCCUCAGCAUAGUUCCAGAACUCUCCAUCCAGACUAGUGAUUGAGCAUCUGCCUCUCAUACCACCAGUGGCCAUCUGAGGUGUUUCCCUGGCUCUGAAGGGGUAGGCACGAUGGCCAGGUGCUUCACCCUGCUGUUGCUUCUCGCUUCCAUCUGGACCACGAGGCUCCUGGUCCAAGGCUCUUUGCAUGCAGAAGAGCUUUCCAUCCAGGUGUCAUGCAGAAUUAUGGGGAUCACCCUUGUGAGCAAAAAAGCAAACCCGCAGCUGAAUUUCACAGAAGCUAAGGAGGCCUGUAGGCUGCUGGGACUAACUUUGGCCAGCAAAGACCAAGUUGAAACAGCCUGGAAGGCUAGCUUUGAGACUUGCAGCUAUGGCUGGGUUGGAGAUGGAUUCGUGGUCAUCUCUAGGAUUAGCCCAAACCCCAAGUGUGGGAAAAAUGGGGUGAGUGUCCUGAUUUGGAAAGUUGCAGUGAACCGACAGUUUGCAGCCUAUUGUUACAACUCCUCUGAUACUUGGACUAACUCAUGCAUUCCAGAAAUUAUCACCAGCAAAGAUCCCAUAUUCAACACUCAAACUGCAACACACACAACAGAAUUUAUUGUCAGUGACAGUACCUACUCGGUGACGUCCCCUUACUCUACAACACCUGCCCCUACUACUACUCCUGCUCCAGCUUCCACUUCUAUUCCACGGAGAAAAAAAUUGAUUUGCGUUACAGAAGUUUUUAUGGAAACUAGCACCAUGUCUACAGAAACUGAACCAUUUGUUGAAAAUAAAGCAGCAUUCAAGAAUGAAGCUGCUGGGUUUGGAGGUGUCCCCACGGCUCUGCUAGUUCUUGCUCUCCUCUUUUUUGGUGCUGCAGCUGGUCUUGGAUUUUGCUAUGUCAAAAGGUAUGUGAAGGCCUUCCCUUUUACAAACAAGAAUCAGCAGAAGGAAAUGAUUGAAACCAAAGUAGUAAAGGAGGAGAAGACCGAUGAUAUCAACCCUAAUGAAGAAUCAAAGAAAACAGAUAAAAACCCAGAAGAGCCCAAGAGCCCAAGCAAAACUACCGUGCGAUGCCUGGAAGCUGAAGUUUAGAUGAGACAGAAAUGAGGAGACACACCUGAGGCUGGUUGCUUUCAUGAUCCUCACCCUGCCCCAGCUGAGGAAAUCAAAAGGGCCAAAGAACCAAAGAAGAAAGUCCACCCUUGGUUCCUUACUGGAAUCAGCUCAGGACUGCCGUUGGACUAUGGAGUGCACCAAAGAGAAUGCCCUACUUCUUAUUGCAACCCUGUCUGGAUCCUAUCCUCCUACCUCCAAAGCUUCCCAUGGCCUUUCUAGCCUGGCUAUGUCCUAAUAAUAUCCCACUGGGAGAAAGGAGUUUUGCAAAGUGCAAGGACCUAAAACAUCUCAUCAGUAUCCAGCGGUAAAAGGGCCUCCCGGCUGCCUGAGGCUAGGUGGGUUGAAAACCAAGGAGUCACUGAGACCAAGGCUUUCUCUACUGAUUCCACAGCUCAGACCCUUUCUUCAGCUGUGAAAGAGAAACACGUAUCCCACCUGGCAUGUCCUUCUGAGCCCAGUAAGAGCAAAAGAAUGACAGAAAAGUUUAGGUCCUGAAGGCCAUGGAGAUUCUCAUAACUUGAGACCUAAUCUCUGUAAAGCCAGAAUAAAGAAAGAAAUACAACAAGGCUGAGGAAACCGACAGAACACUGUCAUCAGGGACUGUAAACACAGACAGGGUCAAAGUGUUCUUCUCUGAACACACUGAGUUGGAAUCACUGUUUAGAACACACACACUUACUUUUUCUGGUCUCUACCACUGCUGAUACUUUCUCUAGGAAAUAUACUUUUAUAAGUAAUGAAAAUAAAAACUUUUAUAAAUUUCUAUUUUUAUCUGAGUUACAGAAAUGAUUACUGAGGAAAAUUACUCAGUAAUUUGUUUAAAAAGUAAUAAAAUUCAACAAACAUUUGCUGAAUAGCUACUAUAUGUCAAGUGCUGUGCAAGGUAUUACACUCUGUAAUUGAAUAUUAUUCAUCAAAAAAUUGCAUACAGUAGAAUGCUAUCUGGGAAGCUAUUGUUUUUUUCAGUUUUGAUAUCCCUAGCUUAUCUACUUCCAAACUAAUUUUUACUUUUGCUGAGGCUAAUCUUAUUCAUUUUCUCUAAUAUGGCAACCAUUAUAACCUCAAUUUAUUAUUAACAUACCCAAGAAGUACAUUGUUACCUCUAUAUACCAAAGCACAUUUUUAAAGUGCCAUUAACAAAUGUGUCACUAGCCCUCCUUUUUCCAGCAAGGAGGGCCUGAGAGAGGCAGAAAUAUUUGUGACAAAAAAUUAAAGCAUUUAGAAAA
Piliocolobus tephrosceles (Ugandan red Colobus) is the source of this 2499-nucleotide messenger RNA. It is a transcript of the gene LYVE1, whose product is annotated as lymphatic vessel endothelial hyaluronan receptor 1. The transcript is spliced from 6 exons. Gene Ontology annotation, cellular component: plasma membrane. The record is from RefSeq and is a predicted model, not a curated record. Gene Ontology annotation, molecular function: transmembrane signaling receptor activity; hyaluronic acid binding. NCBI's taxonomy places the organism in Eukaryota, Metazoa, Chordata, Mammalia, Primates, Cercopithecidae. Gene Ontology annotation, biological process: cell adhesion. The coding region runs from base 284 to 1249 and encodes 321 amino acids.